UAGAUUUUUAAUAAUCUUACCAGUCAGAAGUAGAAAAAAUAACUUACUCUAGAUGUCUUAUUAGGGACCCCUACUAUGUUUUACCACCCAAAAUGUAAAUGUCAUGCAGUCCGGGGGUAACCCUAUAUUUGAAUUUUUUCAUUAAUUUUUUUAAAUUUAAAAACUAUUAUCGUAUAAUCCAAUUCGCUGAUGAGAAAAAGACCUGGUCAACUGACGUUAGAGCUUCCAGCCUGAGGUCACGGGAACCUUUUGCUAGGUCGCUGUGUUCCCUGGUUUGUGCAGUUGUUUGCUUUAUUGGUCCGAUCGACCUCUAUUGAUCCUUCAUGAACUACACUUGACAAUCAACAACCUCUGUACCAAACAGACUUUUGAAUCUCUCUGGACUUCACAGGAUAAUCAUAACAAGCUUUAAUGAUAAUGUUGCAGUCAAUGUCAGAGCAUAAAGAGAACGGGAUCAUACCAAAUACAGAAUUGAGAAGCAGCACUAUCUAGUUACAGCAUACUCAUUAAGUUAAGUCUCCAUAACUGUAUUAAAUGUAUUAUCAACAUUCAUGUAUUUUAAUAUAUGUUGAAUAACAGUUUCAGUUUUAUGGUGAUUUAUGAUGUAAACAAUAAUCGUCUCAUUGACUGCAACAGUCUCAAAAUGAUGUAGCCCAGUCAUUGCACUUCCUUCUUGGAGCACACUUUUGUACACGAGGUGUGUGUGUACAUGUAUAGUAUUCUUCUAUGGGCCAAUCUUUGACAAGACAUUUAUCUUGUGAGGAUGUUAGAUAAGGUUUCGAGGGUAACAUUUUUAUUUAUUUAUUUAGGUUUGGUUCAGAGUCCUGUUUAAGGGCAGACAUUUUUUUCAGAUGGUUAGGUUUAAGGUGAGAGGCUGGGGAACACAUUAUGACCUUGAGAGGUCCUCGCAAAAAUAGAGAUACCAACAUGAGUGUGUAGAUUUAUUUUAUCUAUGACUGUGAGGACCAAUUAUUGGCAAAACACCUCCUUGUGAGGGUUUGAGGUUGAAGACUGUGUAGGUUAUUAUAAUGGGGUUCAGGUUUGGUUAAGGGUCAUGGCUUUGGUCAUCUGUCAUGGAUGGUUACGUUCAGGGUGAGAGGCUGAGGAAAGCAUUAUAUCAUUGAGAGUCUGGUGGGAGAAAACCAGUGGCAUUGUUAACAAAAAAUAAAUAAUUUUUAAACCGAUAAUGAUUGAUGGAAUUUAAAAUAAAAAAAACUACGUAUGAUAUAAACCCUCUCCAUGUUUGAGAAGAAACUGCAAACGUCAUUAUUCCGUCUUUGGCACAAUUUAUUUUGCAUGUUAAGCGUUUAGCGUUCCGUUUAAACUGCAAUCCUCACAGGACAUUUGCUCUUCAAGCUGAAAGUUUACUCUUUUGAUUCACUGGCGGAACGUAUGACCACGGGACCAAUGGAGACGACAACCUUGGCCUCAUUCAUAUGCUCGGAAACCUCCACAUCUCGCCCUGCAAACAAGGACGGCUGGCAGGAGCGGCCGCUACCAGGGGAGCACACGGCGGUGCUGCAGUGGAUGUACACCUGAACACCAAGUAAAAACAUUAAAGGCCCAUCCUGAAAAGUACUCAGACGGAGAAUACUUCAAAAUACCUGUGUCCUCAAAGGCUCCAGGGAGCUAGUGUCCACAAAGGCACCCAUCAACCAGAAGGUUCCACUGAGGCAAGGUGUGAGGAUCUGGAUUGGUGGUGGUCCAGCAGCGGCCAAGGGUCAAAACAAGGCUGGGAUCUGUUUUCUCCAGGAGCUGCACUUCCACAUAUACGGGAUCCCUCAGUACUUUGGUCACCGGAUAGUCACUCUGCACGUAGAAGGAGUUGUAGGCCGCUUCGACUGUGCCAGUGAGAUCAGAUCAGUCAGGUAUCAUUCUGGAUAUUUGCAUGUUGAAUGCAAAACUCACCCUCGUUACAACCCUUAGCAUUGCACUCUCCAUUCCCAAGCCUCAGUGCCACUCUGAUGGGCCCAAAUUCGGCCACUGACAGCGGUGGGGUGAGUAUUGGGAAGACCUCCACUACCACCGUUUCAACAGACGUACCCACAUACCGACACUGGAACAUCAAACUGAGGAGCGAAAGAGUUUCACGAAUGGUUUGAUGGUUCCAACGACUCACACUUACUCAUAGUGGGUAUCUCUGGUGAUGACGCCGAAAGGCCCGACGCCAACUUCCAACGAUGAAAACAUUCUGUUCUCAUAGAUUAUAACUCCUGGCUCCUCCUGCGAGUAUUAAAAGAAAUAUUGGUUGAGGCGAUACAAAUCUCUGAGAGGCCAUUCUUUGUAGAAAGAAGAUCACCAUGACAACAGCGCCACAGCUGGUAACUGGGAACUGGUAGAUGGCGAAGGCGGAGUUGGACGCAACAUGAGUGCAACCAUGCCCUCCAGCCAGCAGCGAGAUGGAUUCAAGGUCAAUGUUGGGCAAAGUGGCAUCUCUGGCCACGACCACGAUGAACUGGCCGUCCUUGGUGCACUGCACGGUCACUGGAGGCACAACAUCAGAUGCACAUAUUGCCAUCCCAGUCUUUUUCAUGAAAAUGCAACACGUGCUGGGCUCCUUGCCCCUACAAUGAAUUUGAGAGAUAUCUAUGAGAAGGAGAAGGUCCUGUUAUUAACUUACCAGCUUUUCCAAAAUAGCACUGGUGCCCAUCGUGGCAGCAGCUGAUAGCUUCACAAUGAGCAGCAGAUAUUCCAGCACCGCCGCAUGGAACUCUCUGUCCUUCCGCAAUGUUGCAACUGUCAAAGACUCCACCUCUCUAAAUGAAAAAGAGCAAAUCAGAAAGGAGCCACUUUCCCAAGGCCUCUGAUGAAACAGUUUGACACGAGCAGUGAGCAAAUGGCAUUCAACUAUUCUUUUGACAACCUGAACUUGUUGCCACUAAAACACUCCCAAAGGUCUCUGUAACCUUAAAGGUUCAGCCAAAUGUUUAUUUAUUGUGUAAUGUUCCCUUUUAUUUGUUCAUUUGGCAGCUGGAAAAAUAUCUAAAUGCUCCAUUUCCAAGUCACUUUUUUAAGUUACCAACAUCACUCUGUCCUUUCACCCUGUCAUAUCACACAAAAUGUGCUUCAUAUUUCAUAUUAUCAUAUUAAUAUAGAUACUUUACUGGUUUCUACACCACAUACUUUGUUGGAUAAAUCUGAAGAACUUCAGUAUUGAACUAUAAUGUGCCAUUAUCUUGGUAACGGUUUCCUACAUGCAGUGAUCCGGGUCAGCAAAAUGGAAUGAAUAUUAUUAAAGAUGUAUUGCUCAUGGAGUGUUAGUCAUUAGAAGACCAGUCUCCCUCUGCUGGUCAUUAACGACUGUCUUCUUCCUGCAGCAGAUGAUGACUGAAAUUUGUAUUUCAAGACUCACUGGUGUCAUUGUCCGUGCCAAAACUCUUCAUGUGAGAGCCUCAACCACAUGCUAAAUAAAUGCUGUUUCUGUCCAUAAUUCUGCAUUAUUUUUGUGCCGACAGCAUGUUGUUAAGAAUUCUAUCAAAUAACAAGCCUAUUCAUUUAUUUUUAUACAACAAAAAAACUUUUUAGUUUUAAAAAGUAGAGCGCUUAUUUGCAGAUUGGACUAUUCCUUCAAAAAGCUCCAACUUACCCAACUACAUAUCCCAUAAUGCCAUUCGGUCACUGAGUCACUGAGGUCCGCACCGCAAGAGCGACCGUGUGGGAACAGGAGCGGACUUUCCCUGGCUGCAAUGUCCGUAUCGUCCCGUCUGAGCCCCGAGCCCUGCACCAUGAGGAGAAUACCACCGGAGAGCAGACGAGAUGUUUCCAUGGAUCCAGGCCAUCCUGCAGAUCCCGGCCAUGACCAGAAACCCAGUUCUUCAGGGGCUCACACUUACUCACCCCUGCUUUACUGUAAAUGCGCUACAAUAUGUGCGAGUAAAGGCCCUGCAGCACUUGCUUGCCCAAGCUGUUAUGUUUGUGAAGAGGGCUGGGAAGAGCUGCCCAGCAGCAGGACCCUCCGAGCAGAGAACCAAGUGGAAGCUAACAAACUGGCCAACAACUACAGAUUUGGUUUCAGAAAAUGGAAGAGUCAUGUGACGGAGCGGCCAUUUGAGGAUCGGUCUGAGGUGGUGAAGGAGCUCUACUCCGAGCUGAACGUCAUCAAACCUGAUGUUGCCCCAGGUCGUCCCAUCACUUGUGGAAAUGUGGCGUACGUGAUUCUCUUUGGCUGGUGGGUGGCUGUGAUGUACCUGCUGGUUAGUGUUCUGAUGUUUAUCUCCGUCGUCGGCGUCAGUUACGGAAAGCUUUGCUGGAAGUUGUCCUGCUACUUCCUGUGGCCGUUUGGAAAAUCCAUCCAUGAGAUUGGGAAAACAAUAAGACGAUGUUGUGAUCGGACGCCGGACUGUGAGUGUCUCAGGGAGGAGGAAGACCACGCGUCUAUUCUGCUGCCCCCACCGACAGAGCCGUCCUUCCCAGUAGCUCCAGGACGAGCAGCUCCUUCACCUUACUGGCAUCGCUUCUCCACCUACGUGUGGCUGCUUCUGGGGUUCACUCCACUGCUGGUCGUCCACGCUCUGGUCUGCUUCCUCGCCUGGAUCUUGAUCUUUACCAUCCCUGUGGCCAAAAUGAACGCUCGCACUCUCAGCGUGGUUCUCCUCCUGCCCCCCGAGGAUGUGUAUGUCUCAACCUCCUCCGAAAAAACGAGUCGUAGCCAUGACAACAGAGCGCUGCUGUGCUGCUACAACGCCGUGAACUGGUACUACUACAAGUACACAGUCGAUGGCAUCAACGUGUUUGCUGUCAACCUGCUUCCUCUGGUCAUCAUCGCUCUGGUGAUGGGUUACACUGAUACAGAAAACCACUACACCAGCCCUGAAGUCAAAUUUGCUAUAGCUUUGGGAUCCAUCAUACCUCUGUCCUACUACAUUGGUAUGGGCAUAGCCAGCAUCUCCGCGCAGAGCAACUUCGCUGUGGGAGCUGUGGUCAACGCCACCUUCGGCUCCAUCACCGAGUUGACUUUUUACAUCACGGCCUUGCUCAAGGGUCACCAGGCGGCCAAUAUGUGUCUGCAGGAGGUGGUGAAGUCGGCAUUGACUGGAACACUUCUUGGCUGCAUCCUCUUCAUCCCUGGCAUCUGUAUGGUGAUCGGAGGCCUGCGACACAGUGAGCAGCGAUUCAGCAGUCGCUGCACAGGAGUGAGCUCCUCGCUGCUCUUCAUCUCUGUAGGAGGUGUCUUUGCCCCGACGCUGUUCUCCAAGGCUUAUGGAAACCUGGUGUGUAACUCCUGCAGCAACGCCACUGGCGGGAGCAGCAGUGCCACGUUUGUCUGCAAAAACUGUCAUUAUGAUCUGAGCAACGGUACGCUGUUCCGUGACCAUGUUGAGCCUUUGGUGUACUCUGUGUCGGCCCUCCUGCCAGCCGCCUACCUCAUCGGACUGAUCUUCACUCUGAAGACUCAUUCCCAUAUUUAUGACGUCCAUGUUGAAGGCGGAGAAGCACAGGGCCACCAUGGCGCAGUGGCCCACUGGUCAAGGUGGAGGUCUUUAGCCAUCCUUCUUGUGGCCACUGUGCUGACCUCUGCCUGUGCUGACCUCAUCACUGAGCACAUUCAGCCAAUCCUGAACCAGCCCAACAUCUCCCAGUAUUUCAUUGGGGUCACUGUGCUGGCGAUGGCGCCUGAAAUCCCGGAGAUAGUUAAUGGCAUCCAGUUUGCUCUCCAGAACAACAUCAGUCUCAGCCUGCAGGUGGGAAGCUGCAUCGCAGUCCAAGUCUGCAUGCUGCAGAUCCCAAUCCUGGUCUUGUUCAAUGCCAUUUACGAUGUUGGAUUUGUGCUCCUGUUUAGCGACUUGCACCUUUGGGCGAGCAUCUUCAGUGUCAUCCUUGUCAACUACAUUUUCAUGGAUGGGAAGUCGGAUUAUUUUCAGGGUACCGCACUGGUGGUGGUCUAUCUCAUCCUUCUGGCUCUUUACUUCUAUGCUCCCUCGCCGACAAACUGUUGAAGAGGAUGUUAAUGAGACACAAAGCCACAUAUUUAUUAAGUGUAGGACAACAGAAGUGGUUAAAGCUGCAGCGUCAAGAUAAGGACCAGGGAGCUACACCCCACCGUCUCUCCUCCCAGCCUGCCAGUCGUGACCUCAGUUCAAAAAUGUCAUGCUAAGGAUGAGGACAGUGAUGCCUUCUGGUGUGUCAACAAACAGUGUGUGAAGUCAUAGUCCCGCUUGCUGCUGCUGACCAUGGUCAGAUUGAGUCAUGAGCCAUCUGUUUAUCUCACGCUCCAUCCAUCCCCCUGCUCUGUUUGGCCUAAGGCCUCCACGUGGGGCAGGAAACUCUUCCCCCACGAGAAGUGGACAACCUCAUUGUUAAUCUGGAAUUAACAGAGAAAGUGUUUUUUUAACAAAUAUAUAUUACAAGUGACAUGUCUAGCUUUUCGUGUUGAUCUUUUAAGAUGCAGUCUCUAUGCACAAAUGUGGAUUCCAAUAGCUUUUCUUUGUCUUUGGUGUUGAGUUUCACACAAGAAAAUCAGCUGCCUGUGUUUUUUAUUGUUUGUACAGAGCAUUAAAUACAUUACUAUCACAGUAACUUGGGAAACAUUCAGCUUUUCUUUCAGUUCACAUGCAUGCAUGACUUACUGACAUGCAGAACAUCAUCCAAAUUUUAUUAACGUCAAAAAAACAAAAAAAUGAAGGCAGCACCAGAAGUAAAUCUGAUCUGUUGAAGACAGUUGAAGAACAAAAAUGAUUUGAUUACAGAGUAGCACCGGUCCAUCUUGUUCUCCUGUCUCA
This is a messenger RNA of Synchiropus splendidus (mandarinfish), 6719 nucleotides long. RefSeq lists its product as uncharacterized. Gene Ontology annotation, biological process: intracellular calcium ion homeostasis; calcium ion transmembrane transport. The coding region runs from base 3687 to 5936 and encodes 749 amino acids. Gene Ontology annotation, cellular component: membrane; endomembrane system. The record is from RefSeq and is a predicted model, not a curated record. The transcript is spliced from 23 exons. Lineage: Eukaryota; Metazoa; Chordata; Actinopteri; Syngnathiformes; Callionymidae. Gene Ontology annotation, molecular function: calcium:proton antiporter activity.